Cladocopium goreaui is the source of this 5192-nucleotide messenger RNA. The record is from the annotation of a GenBank genome assembly. NCBI's taxonomy places the organism in Eukaryota, Dinophyceae, Suessiales, Symbiodiniaceae.
GAAAAGACCACCAUGUCGAUCAUGGAUUUCUUUUCGAGCCAUGGUUCUGCCGCCGGCCCCGCGGCCACGGCACACGAGCGUCCCAUGGCCUCGAACACGGCGGCGGCGUCGGCGUCGCCGCACACGGAGCCGAAUGCCUUGGCGUCGAUGUCCUCGGCAGGAGGUGGCCAUGAUAUGGAUGAGAGCCCGCAAGCACUGGACCAAUGGAACACAAUGGUUGAAAGUGGUUUCAUCACUGAGCAGGUUCAGGUUCGCAUCAGCAAACUUCUGGACCUGCCCCGGCGUUUCGAGGGAGGUCGUCCUGUCCCUUACCAGAUCUUAGCCUCUGAUGAUGAGAGGGUCCUGGGACGGCUCUCCAGGUUGGGUGGUGUAGCCCCGGCAGAGCAGAAGAAGGAGACUGUGGAUCUGAUGGAAGCAAAGGGCAUCAUGAACCUGAAGACAAGUAGCGCCAUCAUCAUUCUGGAGCUGCUGUAUGAAGAUGGUGUGGCCAUCGCCAGCUGCUCAUUAAGCAGGAUGGAUCCCAGAUCUGCCAAGAAAAACACGUACGGCGUGGAAGAUCAACGCAGCGCCAGUGCUAUUUGUGGCGUGGAGUUGACCAUCUUCGAAGGUCGCCAGGACCUUCCCGAGGACUUGGCCCAGACUCAGCUGCCCUCAGCGGCAUCCAUUGGAUCAUCCAUCCACCAGCCCACCAGGCAGCGCGGCACGAUGCCCACGAUGCCACCCGACAUCCCACCAGCCACCCCCAGUGGCCCCAGUGGCCCCGUCCGACGCCGGAGUGCUGCACCCAUGGCCCCUGAGACGCCACCGGUGGGAUUUCCACCUGGGGCUGGCGAGGCACCACCUCCCAGCAAGGCGAUGCCCGCCCCGAGUUUUUCGCUGGGCCCCAGUGGCGCGCCACCCCACGCGGCGGUGCCGGCACCGCCGCCGGUGAAUUGGAUGCCGGCGCCGGUGAACCGGAUGGGCGGAGCAUGUGGAGCGAGCUGCCCAGCUCCCAUUGGACGGGAGCUGACACUGCAGGUGACGCAGUUGAUGGAUAUGCCCAGCCGCCAGGGACAACGCUAUGUGGUUCGCGUGCUUGACAACGUGGGGCAGCUAGCAGCCACGAAGCAGGUGGGUGAUCCUUUUGCCACCUAUGCGCAGACGGUGCUCAUUAAGACGGACGGCAUCCUGCCGCUGCGAACGGAGUCCUACUUCUUGACAGUGCAAGUGGAUUAUGCAGAUGGCAACACUAUUGGGUCAUGUCAGAUCUUUCGUCCAGACCCACGGUCUGAGAAGAGUUCACGUUACCUGCUGACGGAUGCCGCCGGGCAAUCUGCCAACUGCGGCAUUGAACUGCAGGUGUUUGAAGGGAAAAAGGCUCAGGUGCAUGCCCGCAUGGGAGCGAACCUCGACUCUGGGAUGCGGGUCGUGGGUCGUUUACAACUGCGCAUCCUGGCGGCCUUUCGCUUGCGUGAUUUGUCCGGUGCUCCGCCUUCCGCCUUCGUAAAGGCCAAGGUAGGCCAAACUGAGCACAGGACCCUGACAGUCGAAAGCAGUCAAGAUCCCAUUUGGAGCACCAGCAACUUGUUUACUUUUCCUGUCACUGCCAUGGACGGAGAGUUGGAAAUGGAGGUCGUGAACUCAUCGGUGAAUUCCACGGAAGUCCUGGGCACGUUGAGCCUGGCCUUGUGGAACGUCCCCAGCGGCCAAUGGCUCCAGCGAAGAGAAAAGCUCCGGCGCGAUGCUGGAGAGUUGGAAUAUGCCUUCCUCUUCGAACCGGCCAAGGUGUCCACGCAACUCGCUGGAGAUAUGGUUGGCAAGGUGCCAGCACCACCGGCAGCGCCAUUUUUCCAACAUCAACGCUUGAUGGAGGGCCCAUAUGGAGGCGCCCCACCGGGAUGGCAAAGUGAUCAGAUGGUUCCCCUGCCACCUGGAAGUCUCAUGGUGGGUGAAUUGGUUCUGCCACCGCUGAUGGCAGGCUGGGAAAAUGCCAUGGGUCCCCGUGCACCACUGCGCUCUCUGCCACCGCCGCCGGAGAAGGAGGAACCCAGGCUGGAAGAGCAUCAGAUGCUGUUUCCGGAUAUGUUUCAUUUCGAUCGUGAUGACCAUGAAGCUGAGGAGUUAUGGCUAAAGCCGCCCGAACGCAGCAAGGUGGAUUCCUUCUUUGGCGCUGAUCGUGACUUCGAGGUGCUGGCCUUGACGGCUGAAAAGUGGCGUGCUCCCGUCAUCACCCCUUUGGACGUGGAUGUCUUCCAUGACAAGGUUUUUCCGGAUAUGGACGUGAGUGUGCUUCAACCGAGACGGAAGGAGGUUCCUGUCAAGGAGGUGAAGACCAAGGUCACGGAAAGGCGUACAAAGGGCCUUCCAGAAGUACCAGUAGAUGGGUGGAUGGAGAACAAGCCCAAGCAGAAUCUGAAGAUCAAAGAUCAAGAGCCACGUCAACCUUUGAGGCCACUGGAGGAUGAAACGCAGCGUAGUUAUGACAACGAGGAAGCCCGUGACGCUGAGGGUCGGAAGGCCAAGGCUCCAUGUAUUUCGCCCAUUAUGGAGGCUCGGAACAGGCGACGCGAUGCCAAACUGAAGGUCGAGCGGGAGAUGGUUCGACCAGAGCAGGCCAGGGACAUUGAGCAGCAGUUGCUGAGUCCAGAGAUGAUUUCCUUAGACCCAGAGCUGCGGCCAGGGAAUUUCCGGGCGCAGGUCAUCAGCCACUUGGGUGGAGAGGAACCGGGCCGGGAACGGCGCGUGUGGGUUCGAAGCUCGACAGAGGAUGCCCAGAUCAUGGAGGUGCCACGGGAUAGCCAAGAGUGGCUGGAACCCUUCCAAAGCGAAGAAAUGCACGUUGGUCUGUCCAGUCUACCAGGAAAGCGGGGCAGUAUGGAUCCGUUGCCGUGUCAGGAUUGUUGUAGCCUCACAGAGUUCGAGAGCAACGAUGUCUUGUAUGUUGUUUGUGAUGGACAUGGUCCUUUUGGCCAUUUGGUGGCCUUCCGUGUGGCGCAAAGUUUGCCGCAUGCCUUUGAGAAACAUUCAGCAGCUCAACCUGAGCCAGCCUUGGUAGAUGCUUUUCGAGAAGCAGCACUGGACCUUGCAGCAUUUGCAGAUGGGAACAUGGUGGACAUUUCCUCGUCCGGUUGCAGCUGUAGUGUCGUUCUGCGACGUGGGUCAGACGUGUUGAUUGCCUCCCUGGGUGAUUGCCGCACCCUGGCAGCCGCAGUCUCCGAGAAGUCCCAACGUGUCGAUUUCGUUACGGCAGCACACAGUACGGACGUCCGCGAACUUCAGAGGGUGCGCAACACGGGUGCAAAGCUCAUUCAGGUGCCGCCCAAUUCCGGACACGUUCGGAUCUUCACGCCGGGAGAGCGGACGCCUGGUCUCUACACCACCCGUUCGCUGGGCGAUUCCAGUGCGGAGGCCCUUGGUGUUCUUCGAGAGCCUGAGUUCCGACAGAUGUCCUUUUCCAGGACAUCUGGGUUGAUCCUCUUGGGCACCGGAGGUUUCUGGGAGGUCUUGGAUCACCGGUCCGGGCCAGGGCUCGAGGCUGUGCAAUUUCUGUUGAGCGCUGGCCGCUUGAGGGAAUGCGGUCCUCAGUUUGCAGCUGGGAGUCUCACAGAGGAGUUGAAAGAACGAUGGCAGCAGGCAACUGAUGGCUGCUAUGACGAUUUGUCGUGCAUUCUGCUGCAUUGGUCGAGACCAGGACAUCCUUCGGACGCCGCGCGGCUGUCGGAGGCUGCCGUUGCAGCAGUUCCUGCAACAGGCGGGCGCCCAUUGGCUUCCUCCCAGCCAGGUGCAGCAAGUGUUCCAACUCCCCUUUCUGCUACGUCUCUGGAGCCUGCAGAGCUUCCGGACGUCUCGCUGUGCCCCGCUGCGUUGCAAGCGCAACUGCUGGGCGAUGCCGUCGCCGGAGCCUGGCGAAGGGAGCCGAUGCCCGGGCAGCGCUUGAGGCUACAACGCUUGGAUGCUGAAGGACUUGCGCAAGCGCUACCAGAGUUCCAAGCAGAUUGCCCGGCAGAGGUCGCAGUUCGGCAAAGUAGCCAGGAUUGCUUUAGCAUCACCCGGAAGAUUGGAGGGUUGACAGUCUACGUGGUGUGCACCGGCCACGGCCCGUGGGGCAAAGUGGUGUCCUUCCGAGCUGCUCAGAGCAUCCCCAAACUGCUGCUGGAAGCAACUGAGGCGGCCACCGAACAGCUCUUAGCCCGGGCCGUGAAGUUUGCCACCUGCGAGCUAAAACAGUUUGCUGAGAAGAAUGGAUAUGACUUGAGGCAUUCAGGUGCCAGCGUCAGCAUCUUAUUGCGCCAGGGCAGCUCCAUCCACAUGGGAUGGCUGGGAGAUAGCCGACUGAUGGUGGCUACGAUCUAUGGCGGGUUCCACAGGCUGGAUUUGCUGAGUGAUCCUCAGCUGGUUCAAAACGAGCCAGAGGGAAGACGGAUGGCAGAGCAAUUGGCUGAAGUGAAGGAGGUUUCCGGGGAACUGCAAGCCUUUGCACCCAACGACUCCAUCGGCUGUCGCCUAUCGAGGGCCAUUGGCAACUUCGCCUUGGCGGAUCACGGCUUGUUGUCACAGCCCGAGUUGGCCAAGACCAGUUUCGAAGCUUCGCCGGGUCUGGUGCUGAUGGGAGCCGGAAAGCUCUACGACUCGAUGACGGGAGAGGUUGUUCUUCAGAAGCUUCUGGACGGCCAACUGCAAACAGCAGGGGCAGGCCCAGCACUACGACAUUUAUGUGAAAACUUGGACCUCGCGUGCAUUCUGCUGUAUUGGCCAGCUCCUGUGGAGGAAACGCUGGAAAGUGAGACACCAGCGCCAGCACCAACGCCGACACCUGUCUUGCCACAAGUCUCUGAGGCACCUGCACCACAGGCAGCCAUGGCAGCCAUGGCGACCCUCCCGCAGCCGGAUGCACAGAUCAAAGUGCAGGAGGCCUCUGCCAAGUUCUGCCCCAACUGCGGCACCAGCAACCGCCCAGCCGCACGCUUCUGCCGCCGCUGCGGCCACCGCCUGGGCGCGGAAGGGCAGGGGACGACCACCGCGAAAGGGGCCAAGGCCAAGGCUGCGAGUGCCGCGGAGAGGUAUGCGACAGCAGCCUCCAAGCCCAUUGAAAACCUGAUGAUGGCCACUCCACAGUUCGCAGCUGUCAGCCAAACCAGCCCAGUGAGGGAUGAAAGCCAAUGAAGCUCAAUCUAUUUGUGGUCCCAAAAAAGAGGAUAGAAAAGGGGGAUGAG